AUGCGGCGGCUGUGGGUGCCGCAUCCAGACCUCGUUUGGGCGCCCUGCUGGCUUCAUGACACCAUUGAUGGCAUCGCCACGUUUGGUACUGAAGAGGGUGAGGCUGUGGAGGUCGCCGCCGGGAUCAUCAGCGGGUUGGAAGAAGUUCACCAGCAGCAGGUGGUGGGUUUGGACGAUGUGUGCUGCCUCGACACGGUAACCAAAGCUGCCUUGCUUCAUACAAUCCGAGCCCGAUUCAACAAGCAGUCGGUGUACACCUGGGUCUCCCGCAUUUUGCUGGCGGUGAACCCCUUCCAGGUCUUGCCGCUGUACUCCUCGGAAAUGCUGGACAAGUACAGGUUUGCGAAGGAGGCUCAUGCUCUUCCGCCGCACAUCUUUUCCAUUGCCGCCGAUUCCGUGUCAAAUCUACAGACGUCUUCACGAGACCAGGCCAUAGUCAUCAACGGAGAGUCUGGGGCAGGCAAGACGGAGUCUGCCAAGCUGAUCAUGUCCUUCAUCGCAGAGGCCACAAAGCCGGAUGGCGCAGAGCCGUCACAAAGCAUGCAGGACAAGGUGUUGCGAACGAAUCCCAUCAUGGAAGCCUUUGGAAAUGCCAUGACCGUCCGCAACAACAACUCCUCCAGGUUUGUGAAGUGGUUGAGCUUCUUCGCGCUGGACGGCAGGCUGAUGGGGUGCGAGGUGCAGCAGUACCUGCUCGAGGACACCCGCGUGUGCAGCGUGGCACGGGGCGAGCGCUCCUAUCACAUCUUCUUCCAGGUUCUGCAGGCAGGGCCGCUGUUGAAGGAGUUGGCAUUGGAUGGGCCCGAGUGCUACUCCUACACGAAAGCCGGACAGCUGACGGCGCCUGGCGUGGACGACGGGCAAGCCUUUGAGGAGCUUCAGGAGGCCUUCACCUCCCUGGGCAUAGACGCCGCCAUGCAGGUUCAAAUUUGGCGAGUCCUUGGCGCGAUUCUGUGCCUGGGGAAUUGCAGCUUCGUGAACGAGGAACGCCAGGAGGGGGUGCGCCUCCGCGACGAGAGCCCGGCGCGGAGGGCGGCCGAACUCCUAGGGCUGCCGCCGGAGGAGUUGACAAAGUGCAUGCUGGUGAGAAAGAUCGCGGUAGGCAGAGAGCUGGUGGAGUCUCCCCAACGAGAGGAGCAGGCCAAAUCAUCCAGAGAUAGUCUAAGCAAGUUUAUCUACGCCAGACUUUUUGUUUGGGCCGUCAACUGCUUGAACCAGACUCUCAAGGCCGACGUCACAUCCAGGACCAAAGCUCGUGCCUUGGGCAUCCUGGACAUUGUCACGGGCCCAGCGGGUGAACCUUUUUCAGCAUGA
Molecule: messenger RNA, 1314 nt
Organism: Effrenium voratum
Lineage: Eukaryota; Dinophyceae; Suessiales; Symbiodiniaceae
Source: the annotation of a GenBank genome assembly